AUGCUAGUUGCAGUUGUGGUAGCUUUUUUUAUCUGCUGGGCCCCGUUUCACGCUCAACGGCUCGUGGCAAUCUACGGUACCAAUGAAAAUCACCUAGCGAAGUCACCAAUUCUGCUAUCCGUGUACUAUUUCUUAACGUAUACUUCAGGCGUGUUUUACUACAUUUCUACAUGCAUCAACCCAAUAUUCUACCAUAUAAUGUCGAAUAAAUUUAGAGAGGCAUUCAAGUUUCAGAAGACAACGCUGUGGUGCUGCAGAUCAAGGGAGCAGGCCGUUGGAAAGCGAUGCUCCUACACCGCAAUGGCUUUCCCACGUAAUCCUACAACCAGUUCUGUCAACUCAGGUAAUUCAUUGAAGAAUUCAAUGCGACGUCACUCAAACCUAUGCCAAAAGUUCAAAAAACAAGCUAGCGGGGAGGGAACCAUCCCAACUAUAUACGAUUGUCGCAGUGGAAAAACUAGUUUAGGCACACCUGUGCGAGCCUAUAGAAAUUAUUCAACUGAUAAACAGCACGUUCUUAAAAAUGAAUUCAAAAAUACCAGGAAUAACUAUUUAGAAACUCAGCUAUGUGUUGCACAUGAAAUAUCUAAUCCUGUUUGUACAGUAUGCUGCACCUAUCCAUUAGCAACUGAAACGAUUACUGUUAGUCCAGAUGCAAUAACACCAGAAGAAAGUAAAGACUUUAUAAGUGACGAACCGGAAAAAUACCUAAAAGAAAUUAAAUUAAGGACAAUACAACGUGAUGAAGAAUACGGAUAG
Molecule: messenger RNA, 759 nt
Organism: Arctia plantaginis
Lineage: Eukaryota; Metazoa; Arthropoda; Insecta; Lepidoptera; Erebidae
Source: the annotation of a GenBank genome assembly